Molecule: messenger RNA, 3131 nt
Organism: Fundulus heteroclitus (mummichog)
Lineage: Eukaryota; Metazoa; Chordata; Actinopteri; Cyprinodontiformes; Fundulidae
Gene: vezt
Product: vezatin, adherens junctions transmembrane protein
Exons: 12
Coding region: 121-2589 (822 amino acids)
Biological process (GO): cell-cell adhesion
Cellular component (GO): plasma membrane
Molecular function (GO): myosin binding
Source: RefSeq, a predicted model, not a curated record
UUGUAGUUCCAACCGACGAUUAGCAUACGGCUAACUCCUAACUUCCCAACCGCUGCUUCGGACAACUCUCGCCUCCAACCUGAGAAUGCUGAAUGGGCUGCGUAUCGAUGGCGGAGAGCAAUGACUGAGGAGUUUGACGAAGAUGUUGUAUUUGAGAACUCCCCGCUGUUCCAGUACCUUCAGGAUCUAGGGCACACCGACUUCGAGUCAUGUCCGACAGCGUCGCAGGAGGAGGAGGAGGAGUACGGUGCUGCAGAGGAAGACCUCAACUCUCCUGGCCGAGAUAAGCAGAAAACCUCAGGAGGAUGUUUAUGGAGAGUAGUCGAGGCGCUGCGGAGAUGGAGUCCCCUUCACCAGGCAGCUGAAGCUCAUAAGCUGGAGCAACAGCUGGACAGCGUUUUCGGCCAGUACUCGGUCCGAUGCAUCCUGGACCAGGACGUGCUGUUGCAGGAGGACGUGGAGCUGAUCGAGCUGCUGGACCCCAGCCUGCUCACGCUGGGCUCGUCGCCCCCCGGCUCCCCCAGACGAGCGGGCUCCCUGCCCAGGCCGAGUCUCGUCCCCAGACCGUCGCUGUGGGACGUAGCGGGGCUGCUGGGUCUGGCUGCCGUGCUGCUAGGAGCCUGCUACUCCCCUGACAGCCUGGGGUCUCUGGCUGCUGCGCCAUGGGGGCUGGCCCUGUUGGGCUGGGUGGGACUGAGGGGCUUCACGCUGCUGAGACGAAGGCGCAUGCAGAAAGACGUCCAGACCAGGGCCGGCCGGCUCCAGACUCUGGUCCACAACAGCAAAACUCUGACGGGACUGGCCCGCAAGGCCCUGCGUCUGGUGCAGGAGACUGAGGUCAUCUCCAGAGGGUUCACCCUUUUGCUCGACAGGGUGAGUGCGGCCGGCUCCUUUAGCAGGGCGGGGCCCGGGGCGGUGCCGCGCAGCCAGCAGCUGAUGGGACUCAGGAAGGUCCUGUACCGGGCUCUCCGCUCGGCCUUCCGAGCCUCGCGCAGGGCCACCUGUCACAUGCUCAAAGCGUUCCCGCUGAACUCUGAGGUGGACAACAUGACCAACUACGUGUGCGCGGUGCCUCUGAAGGAGCUGGGCCUCGGCCUGGGGAUCGAACACCUGGGGGACGAGCAGGCGCAGGAGCUGACGGAUGACUACAGCCUUCCAGCCCUCAAGAUGCUGUUCCAGCUGUGGUUGGGUCAAAGCUCCGAAUGCUUCCGUCGACUCGCUCUCCUCCUCUCGCCGCACCGAAUUCAGGAGUCUGAGGAGGGCGCAACCAAAGAGGACGCCUCCCCGCCUUCGUCUCGCUCGCCUCCUGCACCUCCGCUGCACCGGUCCGUCGCCGCCGUGACGGAGCCCCUCCAUCACGCUCUGGCCAGCUGUCUCGCCGACGUGCAGCGCAGCUACGACUUCCACCGGCACUUCGAGACGCAGCCGAGGACGACGGGCUCCGAUAGGAACGGACGGGCGCGGGAGAAGUGCCGAGAGCUCAACGCCCUGCACACAUCCAUCCGAAGCCUGCAGCUGCACCUCAAGGCGCUGCUGAGCGAGAUGAUCAUCUUGGAGGAUGAUCUGGAGAAGCUGAUGGUGUCCAGGGAGGUGACGGAGCUGACGCUCGAUGGCUACCAGGACCUGAGAGAGCGGCUCCAGCAGCUGCAGCCUCACAUGCAGGCCAGCGCCGGAUGCUGGGAGGAUACGGUCAGCCAGGUGGAGCGCAUGCUCAGACGGGCCAAUGCCUGUCCAGGUAACGCCGACCACACUGAGCCGUUCGUUCCUCCUGCUGCUGAGGUUCCUGCUCCUCCUCCGUCCUACCCGCUGAUCCUGGACAGAGACCCGGUGCCGGAGGAAAUGGAGCUGGAGGCCUACGUCUCCGACUCUGACUCGGACGGGGAAGGGAGAGGCUCGUGGUCCGACAUGCUGUCCCCGGAGGAGCGGGAGCGACAGCGGAGGGAUAGGGAGGAGUCGCGGCGCGUCCUGUCGGAGCUGAAAGCCGUUCUGGGCUUCCGCGCGUCCGAUGGGGAGAGGAUGAAGAGGAAGCAGAUGCUGUUCAGCGACCAAGCUGCUGCAUCACCUUUAGUUCUAACUCAGAGUCCCGAUGCUGCGAGUCCCGUGGACGGCGCAGAAACCGGUGCCGAGGAAGGAAGCUACCUAUCGGAGCUGCGUGCAGGAAACGAAGGGCAGGAAGGGGAAGGAAAGGACGACGGGGUGAGGCCCGACCCGGUUACGGAGUUCAGCUGCGGCUCGGAGGAAAAGGAGUUGGGAGGAGGACCUUCUGUUUGUGACGGAGGAGGAGGAGGAGGAGGAGGAGGAGCGUCCGAGCUGCACCAGUAUGAUGGCGUCCUGGAGGAGGAAGAGGAGCAACAGAACGGUUUGGACUGCUUCCUGAAAGCUAAAAUCCCGGCCGUGUCGGUGAUGGACAGACUGACGGAGAUCCACGGCUCAGAGGCGCUCAGCUUUAGCUCCGCCCUCGCUGCUCAGGUGGCGGCUCGCUCGCAGUCGCUCGUCAACAUGGAGGAGCAGACGUUCGGAGACGACGAUGAUGAUGAUGAUGAGGAGGAGGAGGAAGGAGAAAACUCCACAACCUCAGAGAAGGAUUAGACGUUGAGCCAUUGAGCUUUAACUGAGCAGAGACAGUAUUUAUGCCUGAUUGUCUCCGGUCCGGUCCGUAUUACGUCCUGUUCUCAUCUGACGCUCCACCUGUCCGUCCGUCACUCCGUCUCCGUUCUCCGCCUACGACUCCUACUGCUGUGGAAAACUCAGGAACAAGAACCACCAACGCGAAAAAGCAGAAGCUCCCAGCGUGGCGGUGGGCUUCGAGUAGCAGAACACCGUCGGUUACACCAAGAUCAGCGAAACCUGCAAGAAAGGCGCCUCUGUCAUUAUUAGCACUUUUUAUUUAGCUGAUUGUUUUCGCCGUCGGUGUGAAAAAAUUACCCCAGACGGUCACUGCUGAUCCACUAAACGAAUGUUUAUUAUGAGUUUGUCCAAAUUGAUGGAAGUCCAUUUUUGUUCAUUUAUAUUUCACCUCUUGCUUUUUUAAGCUUAUAGCUCGGGCGUCACGCUGCCUUCUUUUACUACACACUGCAAAAACGGAUCUAAAAAUAAGUAAAAUGUUCUUAAAGUUAGUGUAUUUGUCCUUG